AUGCCGAAAAUUAGAAACCUAUGCACAUGUGAGGGAUUUUUGAAUGUGCUACAAGUGUGUUUGAGUUUGGCAGCAAUCAUUGGCAGCUCUGUUAUUUGGAACGACGGGAAUGUGGCACUUUUUAUAUACUAUUCGGGAUAUGGCUGGCAGAUACUCAUCAACGUAAUUCUGAUUGCCACAUUCAUAUUUUCAUGCUUCCUAUUGAUAUUGAACGUAUUGGGCGGCAAUAAUUUGUUGGAGACCAUUGGGAAGCCAAAGGCCCUCAGUUCCUAUGCGCUAAUAUUUUUGCUGCUGAUCGUUGCGGGUGGUCUGGAGACAUGGUAUGCCACUUUGGCAUCGUCCGAGCCUUCUGGAGCGUAUUGGAACUGGGCUGGGAUUUAUCGACCCCGCUUUAUUGCCACAGCUGUCUUCACAUGGCUUACCUGGCUGACUUAUGCUAUUCUGCUCGGCUUGAAUUUCAUGUAU
This is a messenger RNA of Mesorhabditis spiculigera, 465 nucleotides long. The record is from the annotation of a GenBank genome assembly. Lineage: Eukaryota; Metazoa; Nematoda; Chromadorea; Rhabditida; Rhabditidae.